AUGGCCUUGACUUCUUGGAAAGCUUUCCGAUUCUUCGAUGUCAGCCCCGUCAAGCUCGCAGACGCCGACAAGUCGAUUCUAGAGCAAGGCAAUGUCAGCUGUAUCACUGCGAGCUCCGAUCAGCUCUAUCUCGGCUCUCCGGACGGGACACUUCGACUCUUAGAUCAGUCCUUCAAGACCAAACAAUCAUGGAAGGCGCAUGAAUCCGGCGCAUUAACCACAAUUCGCCAUAUCCCCCACUCGUCGCUACUCAUAACUCUCGCCGAGGACCUACCAAACGAGCCCGUCCUGAAGGUGUGGGCCUUGGACCGCCCCGAUAAGAAGACUGGAAUACCUCGCUGUCUCUGCACCGUCUCUGUCACCAAUGGCAGGAAGCCUUUCCCCGUGUCGGCCUUCGCUGUACUGCGGGACCUGUCUCAAGUCGCCGUCGGAUUUGCAGAUGGCGCCGUUACUGUAAUAAGAGGCGACUUCAUCCAUGAUCGAGGAACAAAACAGCGUACUGUACUUGAGACGGACGAACCCAUCACCGGCCUUGAGUUCAGAGAAGCGAACGUUACAACUCUGUUCAUAUCCACCACAAGCAGGAUAUCGACCCUCAUCAUUUCCGGCAAAGGUCAGGGUCAGCCUGCGAGAACACUGGACGAACAUGGUUGUGCUGUCGGCUGCCUGACAAAAGAUUUGCAUUCAAACGACAUCAUUGUUGCUCGUGAUGAUGCCGUCUACGCGUACAACCCGCGAGGCAGAGUCGCUUCGUAUGCCUAUGAAGGUCCUAAAAAGCUCACUGCUAUGUACAAAGACUACGUCCUGCUGGUGUCGCCUCCCAAACACAUGACAAAUGCUCCGACGAGGUCAUUUGGUGGUGGCCAGGCGGACGAUCUGUUUAGUACCUCCAACUUCACCAUCCUUAAUCCUGACCUCAAACUCAUCGCCCACACUGAGGCUCUACCCAGUCAGGUCAAUGCCCUUUUCUCUGCAUGGGGUCAAGUCUACGUGGUGACCCUUGAUGGUAAAGUCUUGCGCUACACCGAAAAGACCUUCCAACAGAAGCUUGAGAUCCUGUAUCAACGCGAGUUCUUUGUUCUGGCCAUCAACCUGGCGCAGAAGGAGAAAGUCGAUGCUGUCCAGCAAAAUCUUAUCUUCCGCAAAUAUGGCGAUUACCUAUAUCGCAAGGGCGAUUACGACACCGCCAUGCAACAGUAUCUUCGUGCUAUCGACAAUACUGAACCUUCACAAAUCAUUCGCAAAUUCCUCGAUAACCAGCGGAUACGAAAUCUUAUCGAGUAUCUGGAAGAGCUACAUGAGCAUCACAAGGCUUCAUCCGACCAUACGACGUUACUGCUGAAUUGCUAUGCAAAGCUAAAAGACGUUGACAAGCUCGAAGAUUUUAUCAAAUCACCGGGUGAUCUGAAGUUCGACCUGGAUACAGCCAUAACGAUGUGUCGCCAAGGUGGCUACUCUGAUCAGGCCGCCUUCUUGGCGCGAAAGCACAACGAACACGGCCUAGUUGUUGAUAUCCUGAUAGAGGAUCUCAAGAAAUAUGCUGAAGCGUUGGCCUAUGUCUGGCGACUGGAGCCGGAACAAGCGUAUGAAAGUCUCACAAAAUACGGCACUGUCUUGCUUGAGCACUCCCCUGAGGACACGAAACAGCUCUUCAUAGACUAUUUCACUGGCAAUUUCCGACCCAAGAAGGACGCUGUGGUCGAGCAAGAGAUCACUACAGAACAACAGUCAGGAGGCAUUGGCAAGAUGGCGACGUCAGCCGUACAAAAUCUUGCUGCUCUAAUACCACUUCCAUACAUGAGUGCAGAUGUCCCACGAACGCCAGGUGGUACCAAGACAACGCAACAUGUUAUCGAGACUACGGUCGAGGAUGAAUUCGUCGAGUACAAGGUACCCAAACCUAGAGCCGCCUUCUCCUCGUUCGUCGAUCAUCCGGAUGAAUUUAUCUCAUUCCUUGAAGCAUGCAUCGCUAGCUCCGGCUUGAAAGAUGAAGACAAGACGGAUCUUUACACGACACUAUUCGAGAUGUAUCUCCAAAUCGCUAGUAAGCAGACCGGCGAAAGCAAGAGAGAGUGGGAGAGCAAAGCGAAGAAGCUUGUUGAAGAGCAAAAUACACGUAUGGGUACUUCCAACAUCCUACUGCUCUCGCAUUUAUCGAACUUCAGAGAUGGCACAACUCUCGUCCGCGAGCAACGCGGUCUCUACUUCGACAUUUUCCGGUCUUACACUGCUGCAAACGACACAGCAGGAGCCAUCAAAGCACUCCGCAAGUAUGGUCCAGAAGAACCACAACUGUACCCAGCAGCGCUUGCAUACUUCACCUCGACCGAAGAAAUCCUCGCCGAAGCCUCUUCUGAGCUCGACAGCGUACUCAAGAAGAUCGAUGACGAUGGUCUCAUGGCACCACUCCAAGUCAUACAGACUUUGUCACAAAGCAAGGUCGCAACAAUGGGUCUCGUCAAAACAUACCUUUCCCGCACAAUCGAACGUGAACGAGCAGAAAUCGCGUCCAAUCGCAAGCUAAUCUCGUCCUACCGCACCGACACAGCAGCCAAAGCCAACGAACUCGAAACUCUCGCUACCAAGCCUGUCUCCUUCUCCGCUACGAGGUGCUCGGCUUGUGGUGCUCCUCUCGACCUCCCUACCGUCCACUUCCUCUGCAAACACAGUUUCCACGAGCGGUGCUUGUAUGUCGGCGCUGGUGACGAGGACUCUGACGUCGAGUGUCCAAAGUGCGCGAAUGACAAUGCGACGGUCAAGGCCAUCAAGCGGGCCCAGGAUGAGAGUGCUGACAGGCAUGAAUUGUUCUUGGACGCACUCGAUAGAAGCAGAGAUAAGUUCGCUACUGUUAGCGAGUGGUUUGGCAGAGGUGUCAUGAGUAGAGGUACUGCUGGCGUCGAAUAA
Aureobasidium subglaciale EXF-2481 is the source of this 2904-nucleotide messenger RNA. RefSeq lists its product as uncharacterized. Gene Ontology annotation, molecular function: protein binding; protein-macromolecule adaptor activity. Gene Ontology annotation, cellular component: endosome; HOPS complex. The transcript is spliced from 4 exons. Gene Ontology annotation, biological process: intracellular protein transport; vacuole organization; vesicle-mediated transport. The coding region runs from base 1 to 2904 and encodes 967 amino acids. The record is from RefSeq and is a predicted model, not a curated record. NCBI's taxonomy places the organism in Eukaryota, Fungi, Ascomycota, Dothideomycetes, Dothideales, Saccotheciaceae.